This is a messenger RNA of Penicillium canescens, 1779 nucleotides long. Its product is annotated as replication factor A subunit protein RFA1. Lineage: Eukaryota; Fungi; Ascomycota; Eurotiomycetes; Eurotiales; Aspergillaceae. The transcript has 7 exons. Gene Ontology annotation, molecular function: DNA binding. Gene Ontology annotation, cellular component: nucleus. Gene Ontology annotation, biological process: DNA recombination; DNA repair; DNA replication. The record is from RefSeq and is a predicted model, not a curated record. The coding region runs from base 1 to 1779 and encodes 592 amino acids.
AUGGCUUCUGAUGCAGCAUCCCAGGUCACUGUUGGGGCUCUCAGUGCCAUCUUCGAUGAGACUAAACCCCAGGUCCGGGAACCCAUUGUUCAGUGCGUCCAAAUCAAGGCGUUGCCACCUCAGCCAAACCAUCCAGACCGAUACCGGGCUGUUUUCAGCGACAUUGCGAAUUAUGUCCAGACAAUGCUUGCAACCCAAGCGAACCAUGUGUCAUUCCAAUCAAACUCUGUCAAGGGAAAAAAAAUUCUCAUCAUCUUGGACCUUGAAGUUCUGAAGGAACUGGGCGAGGCUGAUAAAAUCGGUGAACCCAAGCCCCUCGAGGUGAAAGGCGAGGAAGAAGAAGCCAACCAACCGACAACAAUCUCCAGCAAUGGAUUUUAUGGCUCCAAGAUGGAGGGCGCACAGGCUCAAGCCGCCAGCCGGGCCCAGCCCACGCGACCCUCUGCGGCUGCCUCUGCCCAUGCCACAAUCUAUCCCAUCGAAGCUAUCUCUCCGUAUUCCAACAAAUGGACGAUGAAAGCGCGAUGCACUAGCAAGUCCAAUAUCAAGACAUGGCACAACAAGAAUGGCGAGGGCAAACUGUUUAGUGUCAAUUUAUUGGACGACAGUGGUGAAAUCCGUGCCACUGGAUUCAACGAUCAGUGUGAUGCCCUUUAUGAUCUCUUCCAGGAGGGAAGUGUUUAUUACAUCUCGAGUCCUUGCCGUGUACAAAUUGCCAAGAAGCAAUUCACAAAUCUCAACAACGACUAUGAGCUUACUUUUGAGAGAGAUACCCUCGUCGAGAAGGCAGAGGAACAAAAUGAUGUCCCCCAAAUUCGGUUCAACUUCACCACUGUUGCUGAUCUGCAGACCGUCGAAAAGGACACGACCACGGAUGUCAUUGGCGUGCUAAAGGAUGUCGGUGAAACAUCUCAGAUUGUGUCAAAGAGCACCGGCAAGCCAUACGACAAGCGCGAGCUUACGCUGGUAGAUAACACAGGAUUUUCUGUUCGCUUGACAAUCUGGGGCGCAACCGCGAAUAAUUUUGGUGUGGCGCCCGAGUCGAUUGUCGCGUUCAAGGGAGUCAAGGUUUCAGACUUUGGUGGAAGGAGCCUGAGUCUUUUGAGUUCGGGCUCAAUGACUGUCGACCCUGACAUUGGUGAGGCUCAUCGGCUCCGAGGCUGGUACGACGCCCAAGGCAGGUCGGAAAACUUUACUUCCCAUGCUUCAUUGUCCAAUGCUACAAAUUCAUCCACGAAGACCGACAAAUUCAAAACCGUUGCACAGGUUCGGGAGGAACAAUUGGGCAUGUCUGAACAGCCGGAUUACUUCUCCCUGAAAGCCACUGUGAUCUACAUCAAGCAGGACUCUACCUGGUGCUACCCUGCCUGCCCCUCUGAGAACUGCAACAAGAAGGUAACAGAACUUGACCCCGGCCAAUGGCGCUGUGAAAUGUGUGACAAAACCUACCCUAAGCCCGAGUAUCGUUUCAUUAUGCCUAUUAGUGUCAGCGAUCACACUGGCCAGCUUUGGCUCAGUUGUUUUGAUGACACUGGAAGAAAGAUUAUGGGAACCUCGGCCGAUGAAUUGAUGCAGCUUAGUGAAAAUGACCCUGUCGCCUGUGGUGAAGUUUUCCAAAAUGCCAAUUGCCAGACAUGGAGCUUCAGGUGUCGAGCGAAGAUUGACAACUUCGGUGAACAGCAACGUGUUCGAUACCAGGUUUCAUCUUCCCAGGCAAUCAAUUACUCUGAAGAAGCCUCUCGCCUUGCCAAUAUCAUCAACUCCUACAGCAUUGAGUAG